AUGGACGACUCUAUGGACGUGUCUGCCUUCGAAGUUGAUGCCUCAAGCGACUUCGAGGUUCCAACCAAAGCGAAGGCAAAAGCGCCCGCAAAGGCAAAAGCGCCCGCAAAGAAAGCUGCAGCACCCAAACCCAAACCCAAACCCACAAAACCAUCAACACUCGCAAAGCCCGCAAAAGCUGCGCCGAAGACCAAAAAACGCGCGAAGCCGGAAUCUGACGAAGAGAACUCCGACGUAGAGGCUGCGUCCAUUCACGAUGAUACACUACUCUCAAACACACCUCCUUCAGCGAAGAAACAGAAAAAAGCACCCGUGUCGAAAAAGGCAGCGGCAGCGCCGCUCGCUGAACUUGAGAACGAAGCGUCGGUGCCGGUCACCAAAUCGCAAAAGGACGCGACAGAAAAAUACCAGAAGCUCACACAGCUUGAGCACAUCCUCCUGCGUCCGGACACAUAUAUUGGCUCUGUGGAGUACACCACUGAGCAGCUAUGGGUCUACAAUUCGGAGACUGAGUUGAUGGAGAAUCGUAAAGUUAGCUUUGUCCCGGGUUUGUACAAGAUAUUCGACGAAAUUUUGGUGAACGCGGCAGACAAUAAGCAAAAUGACAAGAAUAUGAACGAGCUUCGGGUGACAGUCGACGCCGAGAAAGGCUCCAUAUCCGUCAAGAACAAUGGACGCGGUAUUCCCAUCGAGAUUCAUGGCACCGAAGGUAUAUACAUUCCCGAGCUGAUCUUUGGUCAUCUUCUCACCUCUUCCAACUAUGACGACAAGGAAGCCAAGGUCACCGGUGGUCGAAAUGGAUACGGUGCCAAACUCACCAACAUCUACAGCAAGGAGUUCCAGCUCGACACCGUCGAUUCUCGAACCAAACAACGAUAUCGGCAGACCUGGCGCAAGAACAUGUCCGUUAAGGAGCCGGCGAAAAUCGACAAGGUUAAAGGCGGCGACGACUACACGCAAAUCACAUUCAAACCCGACUUUGAAAAGUUCGGCAUGAAUAACAUGGAUGCAGACUUCGAAGCCCUAGUCAAGCGACGGGUCUACGACAUGGCAGGUACUUGCACUGGCGUCAAGGUAUACUUGAAUGGAGAGCGCAUCAAGAUUUCCAAAUUUAAGCAAUACAUGGAAAUGUACACAAAGGCCAUCAAGACCGAAAGCCUUACAAAACAAGAGGAGGGAGCAACGCCCGAACAAGUCAUCAUCAUCGACAACCCACACGAGCGGUGGGAAAUCGGAUUUGCAGUAUCUGACGGAUCAUUCCAGCAAGUCUCAUUUGUCAAUUCCAUUGCAACGACAGCUGGCGGUUCGCAUGUCAACUACAUUGCGGAUCAAAUCUGUGACAAGCUCGAAGAAGUUGUGAACAAAAAGAACAAAGGUGGCGUCAAGCUGAAGAAAGCGCAGAUUCGGAAUCACAUAUUUCUUUUCGUACGGUGCAUGAUUGUGAACCCGGCCUUUUCCUCGCAGACUAAGGAGCAGCUGACUACGAAGCCGAGCGCCUUCGGCAGUAAGCCGCAAGUGAGCGAAAAGUUCCUCAAAGCCAUUGAAAAGACAGAGGCUGUCAGCAACAUCAUCGAGUUCGCCUUGAAAAAGGCGGAUAAAGUCCUGGCCAAAUCUGAUGGAUCACGCCGUCAGAGGAUGAAUGACGUGAAGCUCACCGAUGCGAACAAGGCUGGUACUAAAGACGGAUACAAAUGCACUCUGAUCCUGACCGAAGGUGACUCUGCUGUCGGUCUUGCGUUGGCUGGUCGUGCCGUUGUCGACUCUGAUCUUUUUGGAGUAUUCCCUCUCCGAGGAAAAUUGCUCAAUGUGCGUGACGCCUCGAUCGAUCAAAUUUCCAAGAAUUCUGAGAUCCAGAACAUCAAAAAGUUCAUGGGUUUGCAACACAAAAAAGAAUACACAGACACGAAGAGUCUCCGAUAUGGUCAUUUGAUGAUCAUGACCGAUCAGGAUCACGACGGAUCUCACAUUAAGGGUCUCCUUAUCAACUUCCUACAAGUGCAGUUCCCUUCUUUGCUCAAAAUUCCUGGAUUCUUACUCGAAUUCAUUACCCCGAUCGUCAAAGUCUGGAAGGGUGACGUUAAGAAGCCCAAGGAAAAGCACACCUUCUUCACCAUGCCUGAAUACGAAGCAUGGCGGCAACAGCCGGGCCACAGCGGAAGCUCAUGGGACCAUAAGUAUCUCAAGGGGUUGGGAACUUCGGACAACAGAGAUGCUCAGAUUUACUUUGCUGAUCUCGACAAGCACUUGAAAGAAUUCCAUGCUAUGCAGGAUGGUGAGCCAGAGCUCAUCGAUCUUGCAUUUUCAAAGAAGAAAGCCGAUGCACGUAAAGUCUGGCUGCAAAACUUUGUGCCUGGAACUUAUCUCGAUAUGAAUGCGUCCAACCGGAUUUCGUACGACGAUUUCAUCAACAAGGAAUUGAUUUUGUUCUCGAUGGCGGACAAUCUGCGUUCAAUUCCCUCAGUCCUCGAUGGUUUCAAGCCUGGACAGCGUAAGGUCUUGUACACGUGUUUGAACAAGAACUUGAGAAAGGAUGCAAAGGUCGUCGAGCUGGCAGGUCUAGUCUCCGGCCAGACCGCGUAUGCAUAUGGUGAUACUUCCUUGCAGCAAACAAUUACUGGAAUGGCGCAGACCUUCGUAGGCUCGAACAACAUCAACACCCUGGAACCCAGUGGCAACUACGGUUCCCGGUUGCAAGGAGGAAAAGAUGCAGCCAGCGCUCGUUACAUCUACACGAGACUCUCCCCCUUCGCCCGUCGCAUUUUCAUGCAAUCUGAUGAUGCGCUACUGACGUACAACACUGACGAUGGCAAGACGAUCGAGCCUGAAACGUAUCUGCCCAUUGUGCCCAUGGUCUUGAUCAACGGUGCUGACGGCAUCGGCACUGGGUGGAGCACAUCAAUUCCCAACUAUCGCCCCGAAGACGUGAUUGAGAACCUCAAGCGUCGCAUGCAAGGCUCGAAGGAGGAUAUGCUGCCAAUGAAGCCUUGGUUCCGAGGCUGGACCGGCGAGACCGAGCAAAUUGCCGAGGACAAGUUCAAAUUUGCUGGCACCAUCACCAAAACCGGGGACACGGAAGUGACUGUUUCUGAAUUGCCCGUGCGAUACUGGACCCAAGAUUUCAAGGACAAAUUAGAAGAGAUCCUAAAAGCCGAAAAAUCGCCGUCGUGGAUCAAGGACUACACCGAGUACAACACCCCAGAACGUGUCAACUUCAUCAUCAAGGUCGAGGAGAAGAAGCUGAGGGAGAACGAGGACAAGCUGGAGGAGCUUUUCAAAUUGGCAAAGACCAUGACAACCAGCAAUCUCGUAGCCUUUGAUGCGCAAGGCAGAAUUCAGAAGUAUGCAACACCAUUGGACAUCAUGGAAGAAUUCUACCAAGUGCGACUUCAGGCGUAUCACAAGCGCAAGAGCUUCCUGCUCAGCGAGAUGCAGCGCGUACUUGUGAAACUGACGAAUCAAGCACGCUUCGUGAAAAUGAUUAUUGACGGGAAGCUUGUGAUCAGCAAGAAGAAGAAGACCGCACUUGUGGCAGAAUUGCAAAAGCUCGAUUUCACACGCAUUCCCAAAGUUGCUGUCAUCAAGAAGAAGGGAGAAGACGAGGAAAUAGCCGACGAAGACAACGAAGACGAUAGUGAGGCAGAUGCUGCUGCGGGCGCCAGUGACUACGAUUACCUGCUAAGCAUGCCUAUCUGGUCGCUGACACAAGAGCGCGUGCAGAAGCUGCUCAAUCAAAUCGGCGACAAAGAAGACGAGCUCACUGCCCUCACUGGCAGAUCCGUGCAGGAUCUUUGGAACGAGGAUCUUGACGAACUGCUCAAGGAGUGGCACACGCAAUUGGAAGAAGAAGCUAAGCUGGACCGGAAGGUCCGCGCUAAGGGACGUCGUGCAUCGACCAAGUUGGGUAUUGGUGCCAAAGGUGGCAAGAAACGAAAAGGCGACGACAGCGACUUCGAUGAGGAUUUCACCGUGCCUAAGAAGAAGAAGCCCGCCGUCAAGUCAACAGGCGCGGCAGGCUUGUUGGCAAUCAAGACAGAGCCGAAACCGGCAGGCGUCUACAAUUUGAUCGAUGGCGUUGAAGAGCCAAUUGUCAAUGCUAUCGAGCAGAAGCCAGUCGUCGCACCACUUGCGGAUCGUCAGACUACUCUCGAUACUGCUUUUGGCUCCGCAAUUGACACCAAGACAAGCUUGCCUAUCAAAGCACUUGCAAAGCGAGCUGCAACGAAGAAGACCGUCAAGUUGGAUGAGGAUGAUGACGACGAAGAUGACCAUUUCGCUGCUGUCGCGGCAGAAGCAGCUGCAAAGCCUGCCCGCGCGGGAAGAGCUGUGGCCCGCAAAGUAUACACUAUCGACAAGGACUCCGACGAUGAAAUGUCAUCCGACGAAGGCGAUAACUUGCUUGACGACGUCAGUGCAAUGGUGAAGGGCAUCGGCAGUGGCAGUGCCGGGGGGCCGACGCGUCUGUUCCACCCGCCAUCAGCGGCGCAAGAUCUCGCCUCACGAGCAGUCAUGCCGAAGUCAAAGAAGCCUUCCGCGGGCAUUGAGAUUUCUGAUGACGAGACGGACUGGGGGACACUGGCACAGAACUCACCGCAGAAAGCGGCACAUCGGACCAUGCUAUCCGAAGACGAGGACACAAUGGAGGUUGACAUUGCCAAACCUGUUCCAAAAGUCGCGGCCGCGGCGAAAGCCAAAACAGUGCCCAAGGCUAAGGCAAGAGAAGCUCCGGCUCUCAAGCCCAAGAAAGCAGCCAGUGCGUCUUCGGCUCUGGCCGCUCUGGCCAAACCCUCUGCGCUCUCGCCUGCAGCCAAGGCCUACGCUGCAAAGAAGGGAAGCCUACCAAGCAAGGUCGCCACGACUGCCGCUAAGAAACAGCCCGUCCUCGAUUCUUCUGAUGCCGAAGACAAUGCUGUCGACCGCUUGGCUAAUGAAAUUCUCAGUGAGGUCGAUGACGAAGACGAGAGUCUGAUCAAGCCCGUCGCUCGUCCCGCUCGUCGCGCUGCAGCUGCGAAAGCGAAGUCGAAGUAUAUUGCUGACGAGGAUGACGAGGACGAGGAUGAAUCGGAGGCCAGUUUCGAAGAGGAUGACAGUGAAUUGUAG
Molecule: messenger RNA, 5097 nt
Organism: Dissoconium aciculare CBS 342.82
Lineage: Eukaryota; Fungi; Ascomycota; Dothideomycetes; Mycosphaerellales; Dissoconiaceae
Product: type II DNA topoisomerase
Exons: 2
Coding region: 1-5097 (1698 amino acids)
Biological process (GO): DNA topological change; resolution of meiotic recombination intermediates; sister chromatid segregation
Cellular component (GO): nucleus
Molecular function (GO): DNA topoisomerase type II (double strand cut, ATP-hydrolyzing) activity; DNA binding; ATP binding
Source: RefSeq, a predicted model, not a curated record